Heterotrigona itama is the source of this 1558-nucleotide messenger RNA. The record is from the annotation of a GenBank genome assembly. Lineage: Eukaryota; Metazoa; Arthropoda; Insecta; Hymenoptera; Apidae.
AGACAACUCAAGUCUCUUCCGAUUUGGAAUUUCUCAAGUGUUGUGUAGACAAGUUCUUUUUCGAUUUGGAAAACGGAAAAUUUAAAUUCGUACUUUUUGCCAAUAAUAGUGUAACGAUGUAAUAGUGUAAUAUCACACAGUUUCGGCUAUCAUAUUAAAGAAAAAGAAAAAUUCAAGCAGCCAUCCAUAAUGAUAACAAAAAGACAAAAAGAUAGAAAUGAAGACGGAAGACAGGGGAAAUGAAACUUCAGCCGAUAGAUUUUUGGAAAAACUUCGAAAUUUCGAGUCUACUUUCAAAGAUAAUAGUGGAGAGAUAUCAUCUUCGGAUGAUUUCAACGAGGACAGUGAAAAUGAUGAAAUGAAGACAGCUAGGGAAGAUUCUGAUUCUUCUAAUGAAGAAUGGAGCGACGCGAAUAAUGUUACGACAAUGAAUAUGUCAUUAGACCAUGAAAAUGGUAUAUCCCAUAUAACCUUGGAAGAACAAUGCAUUUCUACUGAAGAUAAAGAUUCGUUUCCUUCAUUUUCUAAGUUUCCGAAACAAAGAGAGGAAUCGGAACAAAAUAAUUUCUUUUGUGAUAAGGGAAAUGAUAAUUUUUUUAAUGAUUUUUCAAUUACACCUCGAUUAAAACAAGACAAGAUUAAAGGACUAAAAAGGAGAUUAAUAACUGAAUUCACUGCUGAUAUUAAGAAACGAAAAAUUGUAUUCGAUGAAGAGAAAACUGAAAGUCACAUCGAACAUGAAAAUGAAAGUAAGAUACAAGAAAAAGAACGCAAUUUUUCACAAAAUGGUCCGAUUAAAUAUAAACCACAUCCUUCAAGAACACUCAAUAAAAAGUUGAAAUGGAAAAAUAUUAAAUAUAAAAAAAUUACGCAGACAGACAGCUACCUUUCUACCGAUGACGAUGUUGAAAUAUUUCCAAUUCGAGCAAAACGAUCUAAACGUGCAAUCAAUUUUACAAUUUGCCAAUUUCAGGAUCAAAAUGUGGACGAAGAAUUAAAUUAUAUGGCAGACAAUGAAGACUCAAUAGAUGGAUUUUUACAAAUAACACACGAACGAAUUUCAGUAAUCAAAACAUCAUUUUCAUCGAUUAAUUCUGGUUUCGAAAAACGCGCUUCUGAAACCUCUAAUAUGAAUAUUAUAGCAGAACAAUGGUCCAUGAAUUUACCUGAUCGCAUAAGUAGCUCUCGUUCAAGAUGCAGUCGUGCUCCUCCUGGUUUUCCUGAAUUACCACAAAAUCCACCGCUAAUGUCUUACAUUUUUGAUCCGCAAUUCAUACUGUCAUCUUCAAACGAUAAUAAUGAUCCCAAUUCUUUCCAUCCGAAAUCAAUGGCGAUUGUACCACCAGCGCCCCCACCUAUGCGACACCUUUAUUAUGAAUAUCCCGAAUUUAUGGAUCUACCCUCUAUAUGUUAAUUCUCCCAGACUCUUAAUUGAUAUUUACAAUAUGUAAAUUUUUAAUUUAUAUUAUACUUAAAUAAUAUUUAUUAUUUUAAAAAACGAUUAUUACCUGUAAAAAAAGUAUGUUUGUAUAAUUUUAUACAAAUUUCACAAUAAAAA